UCUUGCUUGCAAAACAAGAAGAAGUGAAAAUCUGCCGCGUCAAAAGCGAAACGUGCGUACGGUGGUGGCGUACAGUUUGCGAUUGUAAAUCUAUCUCCAUACCAGAGCCGCGUUUUACGAGAUUUCAGAGGUGCGCAUCAGCUCGCUGGUGGUGUCUGAAAAGUGUUCAAAGUGCAACAGGGUACAAAGUGAUUUCCGAAAUUAUCUUCCUUCGGACAGAAGCUGCGCUGCUCUAACCAUGGCUCCAGUCGAAAAGCAGACCGACCAGGAAUUGACGAUUGAAGAUCCGACCGUCAUCGAAAAGUACAGAAUAGCCGGUGAUGUUGUGAACAGAACCCUCCAAGCAAUUGUCAAAGAAUGUGUUGCUGGUGCUUCAGUCAAAGAAAUUUGCCAGAAGGGUGACAAUAUGCUGAUGCAUGAUACGGGAAAGAAAUAUAAGCAUGAUGAAGACAUGAAGAAAGGCAUUGCCUUCCCAACAUGCCUCUCGGUGAACAACUGCAUCUGUCACUUUUCACCAGCGCGUAACGAUCCGGACUACGUGCUGAAAGAGAACGAUGUGGUCAAGAUCGACAUGGGCGCACACAUCGACGGUUUCAUCGCGGUUGCGGCCCACACGAUCGUGGUUGGUGCGACACCCGAGAAUAAGUGCAAGGGCCGCGCGGCCGACGUUGUCUUGGCGGCAUACCAUGCCAGCCAGGCCGCGCUCCGCCUGCUUAAGGCUGGUACUGGCAACUAUGCGGUCACGGAUGCGGUACAAAAAAUUGCGUCCGACUUCAAGUGCAAACCGAUCGAAGGUAUGCUGAGCCACCAGCUGAAACAGUUCAAAAUCGAUGGCGAGAAAACGAUCAUCCAGAAUCCGACAAUUGCGCAAAAGAAGGAGCACGAGAAGUGUGACUUUGAGAAGUAUGAAGUGUAUGCGAUGGAUGUACUGAUCAGCACGGGCGAAGGGCUUGGCAAGGAGCAUGAUACCCGGGUGGCGAUCUACAAGAAAACGGACGAAAACUACAUGCUUAAGCUGAAAGCAUCCCGUGCGUUCAUCGGUGAGGUGAAGAAGAAGUACGGUACAAUGCCAUUCAACUUGCGCAACUUCGAAGAGGAGGCAAAGGCUAAGCUAGGCGUCAACGAAUGCGUGACGCACAAGAUGGUUGAACCCUUCCAAGUAUUAUACGAGAAGCAUAAUGAAUACGUUGCUCAGUUCAAAUACACGGUGCUCAUCACGGCCAAUGGGAAGAAAGUCGUUACCGGCCAUCCUUUCGAUGAGAACUGCUACGAAAGCGAACACAGCGUGCAGGACGAAGAGAUGAAGAAUCUGCUAGCCGGCAAGGUAGCGCCGCAAAGUGGCGCGAAGGCGAAGAAGAAGCGAAACCGAGGAAAGAAGAACAAGGGAGCGGCCGCCGGUGCAGCUGACGAGGAGGAAGGUGAUAGUGGCGAAGAAGAUGCUCCUGCUGCUACUGCCGAUAAGGCGGAAGCAAAAGCAUAACAGCAAUGUAUUGCGUUUACAGCCACUGCGCCGCCACCACCUUCAGUGAGUCGAGCAGCUUUUCUUCCUCCCUCUCCUUCUGUCACCCCAGUACACGGCUGCCGUCGGUCCACCAACACCGUGUACUGAUGGUUAUUAACGUUUUAUUCGGACGCGCAAUAUUCCGUACCGCAAUACCCUUCGGCGCAUUGCUGCACACUGCCGUUACGAGGAAAAGUGCAAUGCGGCGUCCGCUUAGGGAAAUAGUUCUCCCGCUCACUCCCGCAAACACGUGUGAGAAGUGCACUGGUUCUAAAAAUAGAACGGUUCUAAGACAACAUCCGUGCAGAGCCAUCUAGCGGCUGGUCCAUCUAACUUACGUUGUAGCGUUUUUUUUAAAGAGGGAUAAAAUCGCAAAGCAACUUAAGGCGUAGAAUGCGUUUUUUUUUUUUUGUGAAAUUUAAUAUUAUGCUUUAUUUUUACUUUUUUUUGCCUUUCAAUCCAUUAAUUACCCUGUGGUACGUUACAAUUCCGGUCCGAUUGUAAUCCCCAUGCAUGACAAGACUCUACUUUUGACUUCGAUAGCAAAAGUUAUUUUUCUUCGCAUCCGUACGUUAAUAUGUUUUAAAUUACAGUUUUUUUUACAGAUUCCUCAGGCUAGGGGAAAAACAAACCCCCUACCUUUUUCAUCAAAAUUUUGUUAUUUCUUUUAAAAAUAAAUCAGAUCCGUUGUCAUACGAGCA
This is a messenger RNA of Anopheles coluzzii, 2202 nucleotides long. RefSeq names its product proliferation-associated protein 2G4. The transcript is spliced from 5 exons. Lineage: Eukaryota; Metazoa; Arthropoda; Insecta; Diptera; Culicidae. The record is from RefSeq and is a predicted model, not a curated record. The coding region runs from base 239 to 1480 and encodes 413 amino acids.